Messenger RNA from Arabidopsis lyrata subsp. lyrata, 936 nucleotides. Its product is annotated as ubiquitin-conjugating enzyme E2 35. Gene Ontology annotation, molecular function: ubiquitin conjugating enzyme activity. Gene Ontology annotation, cellular component: nucleus. The transcript has 8 exons. Lineage: Eukaryota; Viridiplantae; Streptophyta; Magnoliopsida; Brassicales; Brassicaceae. Bases 164 to 625 code for a protein of 153 amino acids. The record is from RefSeq and is a predicted model, not a curated record. Gene Ontology annotation, biological process: DNA damage tolerance; protein K63-linked ubiquitination.
UAUUAUUAUCUUCGUUCGUCCAGAGCAGAAUUUUGAAGAUAGAGAAAGGAAAUCGAAUUAAAAUCAUCGUCAGAUUCGAGAGACGACGACGAAGUUGUUCUCGAUUAUCAUCAGCGGCUCCCUUCAAAAACCCUAACUCUCUGAGCUCGAUCGACAAGUGAUAAUGGCCAACAGUAAUUUGCCGCGAAGAAUCAUCAAGGAAACUCAACGUCUGCUCAGUGAACCGGCUCCCGGUAUAAGUGCCUCUCCGUCUGAGGAUAAUAUGCGGUAUUUCAACGUUAUGAUUCUUGGUCCUACACAAUCACCUUAUGAAGGAGGAGUUUUCAAGUUGGAGCUCUUUUUGCCGGAAGAAUACCCUAUGGCAGCUCCCAAGGUUAGGUUUCUCACAAAGAUAUACCAUCCUAACAUUGACAAGCUUGGAAGAAUCUGUCUUGAUAUUCUGAAGGACAAAUGGAGUCCUGCACUACAAAUACGAACAGUGCUCUUAAGUAUUCAAGCUCUUCUGAGUGCACCAAACCCAGAUGACCCGCUGUCUGAGAACAUUGCGAAGCACUGGAAGAGUAAUGAGGCAGAAGCUGUGGAGACAGCCAAAGAAUGGACCCGCCUUUACGCAAGUGGCGCAUAAUGGAUUGGAGGGUGAAAAGAUCUCUUUCAUCCAAAUAACAUUACAUUUGAUGAAAUCUAUCUCAACAGAAAGCUUAUAUUUUGCUGGCUCGUCCCCCUCAUAAUUACAAAUUCGUGUUUUCGUCUCCAUUAAGCCUGUAAUUUCUCUAAAUCACUGUAUCAUUAUCAAUAGGAUCAAGACUCGUUUUUCAUAUUUGAAGUACUUUGACUCAAUAGGAUCAAAGUUCUUUGAGUCAAAAGUUCUCUUUCUCUACUCUGUCUAAGCUCUGUAAAUUUUCACCGAUAGAGGUUGUUAAUCAUUGUUGGCGUAAA